AUGAACCUAGAUCGACAUUCGCCAAGUCCAACAACAAUUCGAUUAAUAAGUCCUCGACCAUUCUAUCGAUCACAAAUUACUCCAGACCCAUUCGAUUAUUCGAAUAAUACGAAUAAUAACCAACCAUAUCAACUCCAACGUCAAUACUCUGCAAAUCAAAUAAGUGGUUCUCCAGUUCCAACUUCAUAUUUCUCUGAUCAUGAACCAUCAUCUCCAACGUGUUCCUUACAUUCUCAAUAUAAUCAACAAUAUCGAUCGGCAAAUAACAAUCAACGUAGCGCAUUAAUCAGUGUGAGCGCAUCUCAAUCACCCUUGAUCACAAUUGCGUCAGGCGGUUCAACAAAUCGUCAGCAAAUUCGCUUUUCAUCCGUACCAAAAGCAACCAAAUCAACAUUACAUGAAAUUCGUAUCUCUCGACCAGAUUCACCGACAAUAUCCAUCAAUCGAUCAGGAACUAAUCAACCAAUUACAUUUACCACUACUCCCAACGGUAGUACGAUAACAAACGGAACUAGUGGCGCAUUUCAUAUCUCACUUGGAACUCCAUCCAGUCCAACACAACGCGAAACAUUUCAUCAAAUUCGUGAUGCGUCAAAUCGUUUUACGCCAGUUAUGGUUUAUACAACACCGACAACAAAUGCAUUUGAUCGCCCGCCAGCAGUUGUUAAUCUACCACCACCAUCUCUAUCAAUACGAAAUGGUCAUUUUAUUCGACGCGAACAGCCCGACAUCGACCAUUUAGCAAAACUUCUAAUGAGAACUAUUCACACAGCAACUGAAGGAAAUGUCAUAGGAACAUGUGGAAGAUGUAAUGAUGAAAUCAUUGGCGAAGCGAAUGGAUUAGUCGCUAUGGAUCGUAUGUAUCAUGUUCCGUGUUUCACAUGUACAAUGUGCGGUUGUCGUCUGCGUGGUAUGCAUUUCUAUUCAAUGGAAAACCAACCUUACUGUGAAUCAUGUUAUAUCCAUUCAUUGGAAAAAUGUGUGGUCUGUGCCUUACCAAUCACCGAUCGAAUUCUCCGUGCUACUGGCAAACCUUAUCAUGCCCAAUGUUUUUGUUGCAUUGCUUGUAAGAAGAGUCUCGAUGGCGUUGCAUUCACCGUCGAUGCCGCCAUGCAAAUUCAUUGUAUUGAUUGUUUCCAUCAAAAAUUUGCCCCACGAUGCUUUGUCUGCCAUCAACCAAUUUUACCAACAUCGAAUGAAGAAGAAACCGUUCGCAUCGUAGCGCUCGAUCGAAGUUAUCAUGUCGAUUGUUAUCGAUGUGAAAAUUGUAAAACACAAUUUGACUCGGAGCAAGGCUGUUACCCCAUUGAUGAUCAUUUGUUUUGUUCUCAAUGCAAUCGAAUAUAUACAAAAUCGAUUCAUGGCUCAUCAUAA
Molecule: messenger RNA, 1374 nt
Organism: Adineta ricciae
Lineage: Eukaryota; Metazoa; Rotifera; Eurotatoria; Adinetida; Adinetidae
Source: the annotation of a GenBank genome assembly